GCUCCCAGAAGGGCAGGCACAAGUUGCUUGCCGGGGUGGCUCAUAAGCCCUGGUUUUUGGGGGCUCCGCAAGCGGGGACUACAUUUCCCAGGGGCGAACGCGCCGGAAGUAGCACAGGUUUUUGGCGUUCGGUUGCCACUAACGCAAAGUCAUUCACUAGAAAGAGCUGAAACUUUGUGGUAAAAGCAAGAAAUCCCUGGGCCACAGGGGCGGACGCAGAGGACCAGGCUUCGGGAAGGAGAGGUCGGGGACGGGGUCUGACGGAAGCUUCCCCUGAGGGGAGGAAGCUGAGGAAGAAUGGCCAGCUCUAAGUCUCAAGACAUGGUCUGUGGUUCAGUGACAUUUAGGGAUGUGGCUGUUGACUUCUCUCAGGAAGAGUGGGCCUGCCUGGAUGCUCCUCAGAGGGUGUUAUACAGGGACAUGAUGUUGGAGAUCUACAGCCACCUCGUCACAGUGGUGGGAAGUUCGAUUUGCAAACCAGAUCUGAUCACCUUAUUGGAGCAGGAGAGAGAGCCCUGGAUGGUUGUGAAGGACAAAACAGACAGGCCAAGCCCAGAUUUGGAAUCAGAUUGUGAUGCUGAAAAUAUAUCUCCAGAAAAUUAUAUUUAUAAUAGAAAUUUACCCAAAGAGAGUAUAAAACAAUUAAGUGAAAAUUUUGACCUCAAGCACUUCAGUUUUAAUAAUGACCCCAACUAUAGUACAUCCACGGAUCUACAGGGUAAUGAAGGAGCUGCUGAUCAAAAGAUUUGUUACAAGGAACAAACACCUACUUAUACCUGCCUGAGUUUUACCCAAAAUAUAGAAAAAGCAUAUCUAUGUAAUGACUAUGGGAAGUACUUUGGUUGUAAUCCAAGUAUUAUUCAUCAUCAGAGUACUUGUACUAGAGAGAAGCCCUAUGAAUGUCAGGAAUGUGGGAAGGCCUUCAGAAUCCCCCAACAUCUUACAAGACAUCAGAAAUCUCACAGUGGUGAGAAACCUUUCAAAUGUGAUGAAUGUGGAAAGGCUUUUCAUCUUCCUGACCUGCUUAAGUACCAUAAAACCAUUCAUACAGGUAUAAAACCAUUUGAAUGUGAGGAAUGUGGGAAGUCCUUCAAUCGUUUCUCCAACCUAGUUGGGCAUAGGGUUAUGCAUGCUGAUGUGAAACCAUACGAAUGUAAUGAGUGUGGGAAAGCCUUUAAACGUCGCUCAAACCUCAUACAACAUCAAAAAAUACAUUCUGGUGAGAGACCUUUUCAGUGUAAACAAUGUGGAAAGGCCUUCAUUGCUCUGGCACAGCUUAUUAGUCACGAGACAGUUCAUACUGGAGAGAAGUUAUUUAAAUGUCAGGAAUGUGGAAAGGCCUUCAGACUCCCCAAACAGCUUACAAGACAUCAGAAAUCUCACAGUGGUGAGAAACCUUUCAAAUGUGAUGAAUGUGGAAAGGCUUUUCAUCUUCCUGAGCUGCUUAAGUACCAUAAAGCCAUUCAUACAGGUAUAAAACCAUUUGAAUGCAAGGAAUGUGGGAAGUCCUUUAAUCGGUUCUCCAAUCUUGUUGAACAUAGGAUUAUUCAUGCUGAUGUGAAACCAUAUGAAUGUAAUGAGUGUGGGAAAGCCUUUAAACGUCGCAAAAGCUUCAUGCAACAUCAGAAAAUUCAUUCUGGUGAGAGACCCUUUCAGUGUAAGGAAUGUGGAAAGGCCUUCAUUGUUCUGGCACAGCUCACUCGGCACCAAAGCAUUCAUACUGGAGAGAAGUCGUUUGAAUGUAUGGAAUGUGGCAAGAAAUUCAGAACUGGUGAACAGCUCACUAGGCACCAAAACAUUCAUACUGGAGAGAAGUCAUUUGACUGUAAGGAAUGUGGCAAGAAAUUCAGUACUGGAUCACACCUGGUUCAGCACCAGAGUAUUCAUACUGGUGAAAAACCCUUUGAAUGUAGUACCUGUGGGAAGGCUUUUCGGCUUCAGGUAUACCUUUCUGAGCAUCAGAAAACUCACAUUGAAGAGAAACCUUUUAAGUGUAAGCUGUGUGGCUCAGCCUUCAGACGUAAGUACAAACUUAGUGAACAUCAGAGAAUUCAUACUGAUGAGAAACCUUAUCAUUGCAAGGAAUGUGGGAAAUUCUUUCGUCAAAGGUCAAAAUUUAAUCAACAUCUUAGUAUUCACAGUGGAAAUAAACCCUUUGAGUGUAAAGAAUGUGGGAAGUUCUUUAGACUUAAUAUACAUCUCAUUCGUCAUCAGAAAUCUCACAGUGGUGAGAGGCCUUUUGAAUGUAAAGAAUGUGGAAAGGCUUUUCAUGUUCCCAGCGAACUUAAUAAACAUAAAAUUGUUCAUACGAGUAAAAAACCCUUUGAAUGUGAGGUAUGUGGGAAGUCCUUCAAGCGGGCUUCCACUCUCAUUCAGCAUAGGAUUAUUCAUGCUGGUGUGAGGCCAUUUGAAUGUAAUGUCUGUGGGAAAACCUUUAAUCGUAGCUCAAACCUGUUUCAGCAUCGCAAACUUCAUUCUGGUGAGAAACCCUUUCAGUGUAAGGAAUGUGGAAAGGCUUUCACUGUUUUGACAAACCUCACUCGGCACCAGAAUAUUCAUACUAGAGAGAAAUUAUUGUAAUCUGAGCAGUGUGGGUCAAUCUUCAGACUUAAGUCCCAACUGAAAAAACAUCAGAGAAUUAUUCUAAUGUGAAACUUUCAGUGGAUGGAAGGUGGAAAGGACUUUGUGGAACAACCCUUAGAAAUCGUCAGAGGAUCCAUACUGGUGAGAAUCCCUAUCAGUGUAAGGAAUGUGGGAAAGCUUUUCAACAUUAUUACCAAUUUUCUGGGACAUUUUAGAAUUUAUAUUGGAAAGAAUCUCUAUGAAUUUAAAGAAUGUGGGAAGUAUUUGUGGUAGAGACCUUAAUGUACAUCAAAGAAUUCACAAUGGUGAAAAACCUUACCAGUGUUAAGAAUGUGGGAAGACCCUUAGUGCAAUAUGAAACUUGAUUUGACCUGCUAAAUUUGAUAUGAACAAGAAGUCUUAUGAUGUAAGGAGUAUAGAAAGGCCUUCAGUAAUUCUAAGCUAUCUAUCAGAGUUCUUAUAGGUGAGAAAUUCUAUGACUAUCAGUAAGGUGGAAAAAUGUUUAGAUUUAGUUCAGCCUUCACUGUACAGUGCAAAAUUCAUACUGAUAAGAAAGCCGAUUACUGUAAAAGACAUGGAAAGACCUUCAGUUGGAGCUCAGGACAUCUUCAGUGUAAAAGAAUCCAUGAUGGUGUCAAACACGAUGGAUACAAGGAAUGUGGAAACAUUCACAGAAUUAGCUCAGUGUGUCCAUAUAGGUCUCAAAACUUGUGAAUAUGAAGAAUGAGUAAAAGCCUUUAUUGUAAAUGAUGAACUUCCAAAGAAUCAGAAAAUCCACAAUCACCAGGAGUCCUAUGCAUGUAAGGAAGAUGAACAAGUCAUUGCAUGAAACUUUACUGGUCAUCAGAGAACUCACAUUGGGAAGACUGCAACUUAAAAGAAUGUGGCAACUUUAAUCUGCCCUAGGAUGGUCAACAUUGGAAUAUUCAUUUGUUGUUGAUGCCAAGAAACCUUUAAUUCAUCAAUCAUUAGUCGCCAAGGAUAGUCAAGGAGAGUAGUGUUGGAACUAAGUUUAUCUGAGAUGAAUUCUUUGCCCCCAUUAACAUCCCAUGGCUCCUGUGAUAAUAGACUGGAUGCUUGCUUUCUGUCUAAUUUGUCAGUGGCCAGCACAGUACCAGCCAAAGGUGUGACAACAGGCUUAUAACAGAUAAUGAAAUCCUUGAGAGUAUUUGGUCAAUGAUCAUAUUCUGUACAAUACCUUUUCCCUUUUUCUCACUUUUAUUGGCCUUAGUAUAACUGACAUGAAAGGCUAAUUGCACUUUAGAUAGUUUAGGGAAGCAUCAUGCAUUCACACACUUCAAUUUUAAGUAUCUUCAUUCUGGAUACAUCUAAUGGCUGAAAAGGAGUAUCAAAGGAUUUGAGUUCAGCUUCCAAACAUAGGUAUGUAAGGUGUAAUCUUGGGUAAAUACGAGUUAAAAAUUGAAAUCAACCUCUAAGUGGGUAGCAUACUGCUGUUUGGUGCAACAUGAAAUAUAAUUCAAGUUGUGUGGUAUAACUGAUGCUGUGCUUGGUACACACACACACACACUCUCUCCCUUAUUCUUUCUUGGAUUGUAUCUUCUUUUCAUCAGGUGACUUGUGUAGUUGGAAAAUUCAAAACCCACCAUUGUGUGAAAAGAAUAGAGAAACUGUUCUCAGUCUUUCCCAGAAAGAGGUUGAGUGUCCUGGGGGAACACUGAUUGAUAAUCUAGCCAGGAUAGAAUGGAUUCUCCCUUUUGUCCAAAAGUGACUGAAAAGGCAAUUUUCUGAAAGCCCUGUUUAGAGUAAUUAAAGACAGCUGCUAAAAGGAU
Molecule: messenger RNA, 4373 nt
Organism: Meriones unguiculatus (Mongolian gerbil)
Lineage: Eukaryota; Metazoa; Chordata; Mammalia; Rodentia; Muridae
Product: zinc finger protein 780B-like
Exons: 6
Coding region: 298-2580 (760 amino acids)
Biological process (GO): regulation of DNA-templated transcription
Source: RefSeq, a predicted model, not a curated record